AGAAAGAGAGAGGUGAGUCGUAGUCGUUCAAUUUUAAUACUCACAGAAACAAGAAUAAAGUACGUAUUUACUGAUGUCCGUUUGAGUUAUCGAUUUCUUGUCUGUGUUCCUUCUGAAACCAUGUCGGCCAACUCCAGCUCUCUCCCGCAAGACCCCGCGGCUUCGGCCGCACAAAUCCCCAGCAGCACAAGUCCCCAGUCACAACCGCCGGGCCGCAGCAAAUCGCGCGAGGCCGCAAAUCCCGCGGGGGACGUGGUGGAUCCCAAUUAUGUUGCGGUGGAACUGGGCAAGCAGCGCUUGGACGAGCUUGGUCUCGCGUUUACCAAGCAGGAAUGGCGAGAGCUGCUGGAGGAGGACGUGACCGUGAAAAACAUGCUAUGCGAGUGUUCAAGGUUUUUUACCGUGCACGACGUAAGAAGUACCAUAUGCAUCACAAAUUUGGGCAAUGGAGGAAACAAAACUUGUCAUGCUGGUGUUGAGUUUUGUUGUACAUCGUCGUGUAGUAAAAAAACAGAAAAAUUGCAAUGCAUACAUGCUGGAAGGGGUCGACCGGAUUUUGCAUUCCGUCCACAGCUCUAGUGGUGGGGAGGCAGUUGACAUCACGGCGGGCGGCGGACUGGCCAGCCGGAUUCGCGAGCACGUGGCGGAUUUGUGGAAGUAUGACCACCUGCAGCUUCUGCAGAGUGUGAUGCAGAAAAAGCAAGACCUUUAUCACGCGCAAAAGUAUCGGAAUGUUGUCGUACUAGAAAUUGCUAUACAACAUUAAUAUAAUUAUACGUUUACCGGAAUCCUGCAUGACAAGUUUCACAGUCAGAUCCCUCAGUACUAGUACUACGGAGAUUUACUACUUUUGCGAUGCAUCAGCAGUGUCAAACGACGAUCUUCGACCCCGAGACUGGCGAAAUGCGCACCCAGCUAGAUGACGAAAACGCCGCGGGAGACGGAGCCGCGCAAGCCGGUGCCGCAGCUGGCAGCGGGGGAUCCGGCAAACCGAGGACCGCCACGGUGCCCGCCCACCGAGUCCGACAGAUUGAGCGGCUCUUGCAGACGGAGCCACGUUAUGAUCCACAGUGAACUGAUUCCCGUACUGCAAGACGUACUAGUAUUAAAAUGGACUACGGUCCGUCGUUUCUGCACGAGAAAACUUCCCUUCGAUUCUAGUGGUCAACAGCACGACACGUUUUUGUCUCGCCACUCUACUGUUCUUGGCGAAACUUGUGAUGCAUUUUUUACGCGUGCCGCGGGAAUGAAAAUAAAUUUGUACUCCAUACGCGGCUGCGCGCAGCGAUCAACCGCGCUUCGGAGUCGGAUCUGUUGCUGCAACAGGAAACCGCAAGCGGGGGACAGCAACCCAGUGGAACAAGUGGGGGAGCAACGAAAGUGGACCCCGCAGUGGCCGCAGCCCAACUCCGGAAACAAUUUAGCCAAGGGAAAAGUGAAGCUGGGAGCAGGAAACUGCUCUUUCGAUUUUUCUACUUGAAGUUGGUUCUCAAUGAUCACCUUCGUCGUUUGCAGUUCUGGCUGUGGUCCAUUUGUACUAAUCCAUUUUGGAUCGUCACCGUCCGUGUCCGGCGCGUGAACUUGCUUUAUAUUUUUGCGAAACUGAAAAUCUCAGCAACAUGGGGCUAGCUGCGCAGACAGGUCCGAAAAGUUCUCAAGAAGACGUAGGUGAUUCAAGAUAUCAUAAUACUCAUUGAACAUCAUCAGGAAAGAGCACUACAUCCGUAUUUGGUCAUUUCAUACCCUCGAAAAAAGCAAGAAGUCGGAAAGGAGAGACAGACGCAAGUAUAAACGAUGAAGUUUGUUGUUGCUUCUGCUGAUGAGUGUCGUUUUCCUUUUUUCGCUCGUUCCGAUGCUCAUUUUAGGCGCAUAGCUAAUUGGUGAUAGUUGUCGCAUGUUAUUGAAGCGUGCAGGGUCUGGGCCCGAAGCUGUUGAAACUAUUUUUUUAUUGGUUUCGAAACUCGCACAACCUCGCAGACCUGCUCGCGAAAAAAUCUUCGUAACUCGCAGACUUAUAUCACCUAAAUAAUCGUAACUCCCAGACCUCGCGACGCGGAUCAAGAGCAACCUAUCUGGCAAAUACCGGCAAAUUCGCGAAAAGAACUGGGACCUACCUACACUCGGCGGCCUCGAGGUCGACAAGCGGGCGGAACUCCUGCUGGCCGAUCGCAACACCGAGUUUUUCUUUCACCAACGCCGGUAUCUCAUCGGAAUCGUCGAGUAGCGUCUUCAACCACGACGACAAGGGAUGCCACUCGGUCCUUGCGCAUGAAGCACCAACGCGGCGGCCACAGCCAGCUCACACAACGAAAAAUUUGCUGCAACACCGGCGCCGGCGGAUCGUGAAGGGCAAAUCGAAACAAGCACAGUGUAUGCCUCCGCCUCACGAUACUUUCCGCGAUUUGAACGCGAGGCGAUUCAGUAGUUCUUCACACUUCUGACCAGCGGAGCGCGAGGCCUCAGACAACUCCGUCGUGACUUCUGAAGGUGUAGCUUCAAGAACACCGUGGAAAACACCGAUGACAGACGAGGGAACAUUUCCCAGCACGAGGAGAGGACUCGACUUCCAGCUGCAGUCACUAGCGACACGACUUGAAGAUGAAGAUGAACUGCUUUCUUCUUAUUGUGCAGCGAAAGUGCUUUUCGAUUUUGAACGAGGGUGAAGGCGCGAAGUAAUUGUCGUGUUCGAACAAGAAGCAUUAAAUAAACCAUGAACAAAAUAAUGGAAAAUGAUUCUCG
Molecule: messenger RNA, 2739 nt
Organism: Amoebophrya sp. A120
Lineage: Eukaryota; Dinophyceae; Syndiniales; Amoebophryaceae
Source: the annotation of a GenBank genome assembly